AUGAGAAAAGAUGUUUUUAAAGUAUAUCGUGUUUUUCUGAGUACUAACAGAAAUGAAAAAUUUAAUUAUUUAAAAAAGUUAUCAUAUAAUUUUUAUAAGAAGAGUCAAAAUAUGUAUGAGAAAAAUUAUGAAGAAGCUAUACUUAUAAAUGAAAAUAUUAGUAAAUUAUUUAAAGAAAAAAUAUAUAAUAACCAAAGUUAUAUUUUAAUUUUAAAAGGUUUAAUGAAUAUAUUGUUAAAAAUGAAUGAAGAAAAAAAAAAAAAAGUUUUAAAAAAUAUGAUAAAUUCUUUUAUAUUAUUUUUUAAAGAUUAUGUAAAUUUAAUGAAUGAGCAAGAUGUAACUUUGUUAUUAGAUAUCAAAGGAAAAUGUAAUAUUAAUAAUAAAAAAAUAAAUGAGUUAAUAGUUAUAAGAUUAGAUAAAAAUAGUAAAAAUACUUUAUUUUAUAAUUUAAAUAGUAAGAGUGUAUGCAUAAUUUUAAAUAAUUUAUAUAAAUUGAACACAUCAAAUGAAAAAAGUAUUGUUGAUGAUAUAUAUGAUUUUUAUAUUUUUAACAAAUAUUUUAAUUACACACUGAAGCAGUUAAUAAUUAUAUUACAUUCUCUAUAUAGGUAUGGCUAUGAAAAAAAUAAGAUUGUAGAUUUUUUAAAUUAUGUUUCCAAACAAAUUUUAAAAAUAAAGGAGAAUAAUUACAAUAGAGCAAGUGAUAUAACGACUAAGUAUAUUUCUUUUAAAAAUAAUUGUAUUGAAAAAGAAUUUCAUGAAGGUGAAAAGAAAAAUAUAGGAAGUAAAAGAUUUAUUAAAGUGAAUAAUUAUAAAAAUGAAACAAUAAUUGAAAAUAAGAGGGUAGAUAAAAAGGGAAAUAAUUUGAAUGAAGUAAAUAGUCAUAUUAUUAAUGAGAAAAAUAAUAUAGAAAAUUUUAUGAAUAAAAAUAAAAAUGUAACGAAUAUAUAUACUACUAAUAACAAUCUUAGUAAUAGAAAAUUUUUUUUAUUUGAUAAAAGAGAUAAAUAUGAAUUAAUUUUUUUUUAUACACUUAGUUGCUAUAAUUACUGUCAUAAUUCUAUUAUAAAUAUAUUAUUAAAUGAAAUAAAAGAUAAAAUUUUUUUUUUAUACAAGGAAAAAGAAAUUUGUAUGUUUUUAAAUGGUGUUAGUAACUUUUUGGUUUUAAAAAAAACAAAGAAUUUCGAAAAACACUGUUUAAAUGAAGAAGAAAGUGUAAGUAAGGAUAAUAUAAAGAUAGCAUAUAAUAUAAUUAAUUAUCUUAUAAGAAAUAUAGAUACACUUGUUAAAAAUUAUUCCUAUUUUAGUAUAAUUUCUAUUUAUAUAUUUUUAUCAAAAUUAGAUUACUUUUAUAAAUAUAGAAAUAAAGAAAAUUUUUUUUUAAAGCAUUUAUUUUUCAAUGCAAAAAAAAAAAAAAUAGAAAAAAUAUUUUGCGAAAAACAAGAUUUAAAUAUUAAAAAUUUAAUUAAUUUGUUAUUUUCUUUAACAUUAAAUAAUAGUAGACAGUAUAAUUUGUAUUGUAUUCUUUUAGAGCAGCUUCAUUUUUUAUUAAAAGAUCAUUUUUAUUCAAAAGAAAAAUCAUUAUAUUUAAAUGAAAACAAGGAUGAAUUAAAUAAAUUUGUUAAUUUCUUAUCAAUUCAAAAUAUUCAGUUAUUAUGUAUUAUAUAUACUUAUUUAUAUGUAUAUAAUAUAUUAUUUAAAUUAGGUAUAAAAAAUCUCCAUUUUUUUUUAUUUUUUAUAAAUAAUUAUAAUUAUUUAUAUUCAAUUUACUUAAGUCAACAUAUAACUUCAAAAAUUCACAAAGAAAUUAACACAACUAUUUUUUCAAUAAAGAAAAAAAAAAAAAAUCUUAAUUUUCUUUUAACUAAUGAAUGCUUUAUAUUUCCUUAUUAUAUUGAUAUUUACUUAAAAAAAAUUUAA
Molecule: messenger RNA, 1920 nt
Organism: Plasmodium relictum
Lineage: Eukaryota; Apicomplexa; Aconoidasida; Haemosporida; Plasmodiidae
Product: conserved Plasmodium protein, unknown function
Exons: 1
Coding region: 1-1920 (639 amino acids)
Source: RefSeq, a predicted model, not a curated record